Molecule: messenger RNA, 1851 nt
Organism: Setaria italica (foxtail millet)
Lineage: Eukaryota; Viridiplantae; Streptophyta; Magnoliopsida; Poales; Poaceae
Exons: 3
Coding region: 154-1686 (510 amino acids)
Source: RefSeq, a predicted model, not a curated record
CGCGGCUGCGCCGGCCAGCUUCCUCGAGCAGUCAAUCUUCUUGUUCGCCUUCCCAGAAUUAGCGAGGGCUUUGUGUUCUUGCUUGUCUUCCAGCGCCACUCCACUUGUCAGUUGUCACUGAGGCCUCGCGAGCGGAGGGCCGCCGGGCACUCCAUGGCCUCUUCUUCGUCGUCCUCGUCCUCAUCUUCCAACCCGUCGUCACCACAGCCCCCACCUCUGCUGCUGCCGCCGCCGGAGCCUGUGCCGCCUCCACCGCUGCUGCCGGAGGCCAUGCCCCUGCCCAGGCCGAGCCCCACCGUCGCCGACGGCGUCCGCGGCCUGCUCAGAUCCGGCGAGGCGCUCAUCCGCGCCGUGUUCCGGGGUGGCUCCGCCCACCGGCGCCCUCAUCUGCAGCACCAGCAGCAUCACCUUCACCACCAGCAGCCGCAGCAGCAGCAGCAUCACCACCGCCCUGCUGAUAUCAUGAAGCGCUUGCAACGUGAAACAUUUUCUGAUGUCAUGAAGUUCAAGGAGAGACACGAUCAGUUAGAUCACUUCCUAUCCCAAUAUAAAAGUGGCAAGGGGUUCGAGUUCCUGCAUCUCCCUAUCCAAGUGAAAAUAGCACUUGAUGCGGUUGGGGCACUGUUUCUUGUCGAUGGUAAUGAAUUUGAACAAGCAAAAGCAACCCUUGACACGGCUGGGAAAAGGACAGGCCUCAGCUCAAGGUUCAUCUUUGAAUCCAAGACCAGGGGCAAAGACACCAUUGCUGCAGAGCUCUCAACCAGGCUCGGAGCAGGCGGUGUUCAUCUUGGGGAGGCUACAGGGAGGCCUGUAGAGCUCACUAGACUGCAAUACAACGCCCGGAUCAACAAAUGGCUGUCAAUGAUCCUAGUUCCAUUUGGAGCCCAAUGCAACAACUUUUUGCAUAGUUCAAGCAUUCAGAAUCUGCGGACCCAGGCCUCUUUUGAUGGUCCGCCUUCAUUUUUAGAACAUCACCACUGCGCUGCCGGUUUGAGAAUCAAAGGAUCCAAAUUCACCGCAUCCUUUGCCGAGCUAAUCUUCGGUUCAGGAGGACUAGACAGCGGGGGUGGAGGGACUAACCGCAUGACAACAUUUGGGCAAGUGUCCUGGAAACCAGCCGACGAUGUGAAGCUCAGUUUCUCAGGGCUUUGGCAGGUCCGUUCGUUGUCGCCCCGGUUCAACAAUCUCGGAAUCCUUGCUAUUCCACUAGGCAGCAUGAAACAAGAAAACCCCACCGCAACAGCUACAGAAGAACAGACGGAACUGAGUGUGAAGUUCCAACGCCAUGCUGGUGGCACUGCCACUUCACACACCGUUGAAUCAACAGUGGCAGUGCACGGUGCCUCUCCCGCAGCGCAUUUAGGGCGGUCAAUCGCGCUGAUGUUGGACUGUGAGCUCUAUGAAACUCUCAAGACAGAAGGCUGGUUUCAGGUGGAGAGUCCCAAGCAUGGACCGGUGCGCUGGGGCUUCUCCUUGUCUGACAUCCCGGAGAAUGAACUUGGGUGGGGUGUGAGGGUGGGUGGCACGGCUGAAGGGAAGACGUACCAUCUGCAGCACCUGGACCUGGAAGGGUACCUCAACUUCAACCUUGGCAAGGGCGCAAGGCUGCAGCCAGGACUUGUGUAUGCCAAAAUGGGGGAAAAGAUGACACCUGCGUUGUUUCUGCGGUCUUCAUGGUUCAUGUGAUCUUCAUCCUCGCAGUAUAUUUAUUUCUGGGUGUGAGAGCUGUCUUCUGCUCUGCCUUCUUCGUCUUGUUAAUCACUUGUUAACUGCUGCAAUAUAGUUGCAGCUAAUAACCAUUUUGACUUAUAGCCUUGAAUUAUAUUGAAAUUUACCAAUCUUGUGCUGUUA